Leptosomus discolor (cuckoo roller) is the source of this 4308-nucleotide messenger RNA. The record is from RefSeq and is a predicted model, not a curated record. NCBI's taxonomy places the organism in Eukaryota, Metazoa, Chordata, Aves, Leptosomiformes, Leptosomidae.
AUUGGAGCAGUAAUUGCCAUGGGCUCAGCAGACCGAGAUGGUCGUCUCCAUCCUGGUGAUGAGCUGGUGUACGUAGAUGGGAUUCCAGUGGCUGGCAAAACCCACCGAUAUGUGAUUGAUCUUAUGCAUAACGCUGCCCGAAAUGGGCAAGUGAACCUUACUGUGAGAAGAAAGGUGCUACCCACGGGAGAACCGUGCCCAGAGAAUGGCAGAAGCCCAGGCUCGGUGUCUACGCACCACAGUUCUCCAAGAAGUGACUACACUACUUAUGCUAACAGUAAUCACGCUGUCUCUAGUAGCAAUGCUACACCCCCUGAGGGCGUCACUUCUCACAGCCUGCAAACCAGUGAUGUGGUGAUCCACCGCAAGGAGAAUGAAGGCUUUGGCUUUGUUAUCAUCAGUUCCCUGAACAGGCCCGAAUCUGGGUCCACAAUAACUGUACCCCAUAAAAUAGGGCGGAUAAUUGAUGGAAGUCCUGCAGAUCGCUGUGCAAAACUUAAAGUUGGAGACCGGAUCUUAGCUGUGAAUGGCCAGUCUAUUAUUAACAUGCCUCACGCAGAUAUUGUGAAGCUAAUUAAAGAUGCAGGUCUCAGUGUAACUCUUCGCAUCAUUCCUCAGGAGGAGCUGAACAGCCCAGCCUCAGCCCCCAGCUCGGAGAAGCAGAGCCCCAUGGCCCAGCAGCACAGCCCCAUGGCCCAGCAGAGUCCCCUGGCACAGCAGAGCCCUGUCGCCCAGCACAGCCCUGUCACCCAGCCACCACCUCCACAGCCCCUCCAGCUGCAGGGACAUGAAAACAGUUAUAGGUCAGAAGUAAAAGCCAGACAGGAUGUGAAACCUGAUAUCCGGCAACCUCCAUUUACAGACUACAGGCAGUCCUCAACGGACUACCGACAGCCUCCGCUGGACUACAGGCAUCCUCCUGUGAUGGAUUACCAGCAGCCACCACCUCUCGACUACAGGCAGCCACCCUUGAUAGAUUACAGGCAGCAUUCACCCGACACCAGGCAGUACCCUCUGUCAGACUACAGGCAGCCCCAGGACUUUGAUUAUUUCACUGUUGAUUUGGAGAAAGGAGCCAAAGGUUUUGGGUUUAGUAUUCGAGGAGGAAGGGAGUACAAAAUGGAUUUGUAUGUGUUGAGGUUAGCAGAAGAUGGACCAGCAAUAAGAAAUGGAAGGAUGAGGGUAGGAGAUCAAAUAAUUGAAAUCAAUGGAGAAAGCACAAGGGACAUGACACAUGCCAGAGCAAUAGAGCUAAUCAAGUCUGGAGGCAGGAGAGUGCGACUGUUGUUGAAACGUGGAACAGGCCAGGUCCCAGAAUAUGACGAACCAAACUCCUGGAGUGCUCCCUCUGCCACCUCCCCAGGUCUGCCGGAAGUAGCUCUUUCCCUCGAUGACAUAAUCUCACCAUUAUCUUCAUCACACAUAGCCCCACCCUCUGACCCUUCUCACCAGAUAAGCCCAGAGCCAACAUGGGAUAUCAAGAGGGAACACGAUGUAAGGAAACCAAAGGAGCUUUCAGUGAACAGUCACAAAAAGAAAAGGUUAGGAGAACAAAGAGAAAGGUCAGCAAGUCCUAAAAAGGUAGACAGGUCAAAGCAUGAAGAGGCUUCUUGGAAAGGAUAUUCAGAAAGCAAAAAUAAGAUCACUGAUGGUGGCAGGCCCACCUCAGAAAGCAAAGUGGUGGGACACAGCAUUAUGAUGGAGGCUGGCGCAAGAGAGCACCUGUGUGCUGGGACCAGUGAUGAACAGUUUGGGAGGCUGAGGAAGCCAGAAAGCAAGAGAGGAGGAUCUCUUAGCAAAAAAGAAGAUCACAAAUCCACAAACACCAGUGAGAAGAAGUCAGCUGCAGCAUCUGACCAUGUCAAGCUUGAUACAGGUGCUACCAAGACGUACAGUAGCAACCGCUGCAGCUCACCUGGAAUUGAUAUGGACCACAGCCAGAGGGACGCUGAUGGGAAACCCAGCGAGUUCCCCAGGAAGGGACAUCUCCACUCCAUUAGCACUCGCAGCACCAACACCACAGUUCGAAAGGCAACGGUCUCCCCAGGGCCGUGGAAAAUCCCUGGCUCAGAUAAGCUACCUAGCGUUCUGAAGUCUGGUACUUCUGCCAUGAGCAGAUAAGCAAGGGACUGUUGCCCUCUAACUGUCUCAAAUUGACGCAGAACAUUCUUCUUAGUUUUUGUCUCACAUUGGUUUGUUUUAAUUUAUUUUAACUAUCACACAUAUACACAAAGCAUUGAGGAAUGAAAACAUUAGUGUGUAAUUCCAUGACAAUGUGCACAGUAUCUAAGAAGUUCGGAAGCAUAUAGUCAACACAGAGAUUUAAAAUCGACCCUAAAGUCCCAGUUCCAUUUUAGGGACUUUGGCAGCUAUGGAAGAAACCAAAACAAUAUGAAGGACAGUACAUCAGAGAAGGAUAGUGCAGUGUAGCUUUAGCAUUUUUUUCCCACUGCAUGAAGGACUUGGAUUUCAUUCAAACUUUGUAUCAAGAAACUGGAACAAGUUAGAGCAAUCACAAACUGGAACAUCGCCUUAAAUAAAACUGCACGGAGCAAGCUGAAAUCGAGAGAGGAUCUUUUCAUGGAGCUAAAAUGUUGUAAAUAAAUUGUUCUCAACAUAUCUAGACAGGGGUUAAAGGGUUUCUUUGAAGCAUCGUUUGGAACUGUACACCCAUGACGCGUCUCCACUGUUAACGCUUUGGGAUAGUCCGCGUGAUAGCCUGUAGCAUAGUUCACUGGGCGCUACGGGAGGAGUGGGGAAGCCAGUGGAUUAGUUUCUGUGAUACCAUUUCUACUGCCAUUUUUGUGAACAAACCAUGUUUCUGUACAUUGGAAAGGAGUUAGGGUGGAGUUGUAUUUGCAAAUUAUUCUCAAAAGCAAUUUACUACAGGUUCCCCAAAUCCUGUGAGGUAGCACAUAAACCUAUUGGUCAGGCUCAAAACCCAGACAUCUGCAAGGCCCUUGCUAUGAAAAGAAGAGUGCUACAGAGAAGAAGCUGCAGUUUCCUUAAGGAAAGGCCUUUCCCUCCUGCAGAAAAUGAGAGCUUCACUUAUCGACAGUGCUAUGUUUCAUACCCAUCUACAUUUAGUUAGGACACGCUCACCUUUCAUCCCCUCAGUUUGGCAGAGCAGGUGCCUCUAAGGCAUAUGUUAACAAUAAUUAGACUGGUUUCUGAAAUAUAGUUGUCGGUGUCCUCAUUCAGUAAAUUCAAUAUAUUUCCAUUUUUUAAAUGGUUUCCAUUUUGUCAUUUCUUCCCUACCUCCAUUUUUUUUUUUUUAGUCUUUUUUGGUUUUCUCUUUCUUGCUUGUCUGUUUUGAAUUUCAAGCCUUAAGUGCCAGGUAAACAUUCCAGUCUGCCUUCACAGGAAAUAACUCCUAGUUCAGUCAAUCAGUCAUUAUCUUGUUUCAAAAAGAUGCGUGUAUGUCUGUGUAAGUGUGCAUAUGCUUAUUUGUCUGUCAAAAUUAAAACAAAAUCCUGGGCAAUAAUACAUUGGUAAUUAAAAAGAAAAAAUCAUAAAGCUAAGUACUGUUGAAAAUUCAUAUUUAAAAAAUAAUGUUCUCUAGCAAUCUUAGUUCCUCACAUGCUCUGCUGAAAAAAUAGAUUGAGAUUGGCUUUGUUCCAAGAAAUUAGCACAUUACUGUAUGUCUCAAACAUUGCACUGGACUGAGAAAUUUAUAGGCAUGUUUCUUCCUGUCCAAUUAUUUGAAAAGCCUCAAGUCAAGGAUUUUGCAGCUUUCAAACAAUUUUUUUUAGAAAGAAAAGUCCACUUAUAAUUUCUAAAAAAGCACAAGUCCAUGUAGCUGUUUAUAAAACUUAUUUAAUGAAAAAAAAAAAUCAUCUUUAUCCCCUGAACUAGAAUCCGAUAUAAUUUGCCAUUAAUUUAUUGAAUCUGAUUUUGGACAAUGCUUCUGUAGUGUAGAUGCACGUCCCAGUAUCUUAUUUUUAUGUGUAAAGGAAGCAAACAAUGAAAUCUGAAAAACAGUUGAGAUUAUGCUUGCAUAAACUCUAAUUUGCACAGUUCACAGCUACUCCUUGUGCAGUAAUUGCUUUAUGCGGCUGUAAUCGAUAACCUGUGAAGACAGCACAUCAUCUAAACCCCAUUCCAAAUAAUAUUUCUGUGUAGUGUUAGCUGUGAAUUUACCCUGUACAGCUCUAUCUCUAUAAAUAUAAUUCCAUGUAUUAAUAGUCACAGAAAGGCUGUAAGUGAGCAACUAUUUUUAUGAAACGCACCACUAUGGAUAAAUUAACUUUUACAGAAAUCUUGUUUACUGUAUGAUAUUCUAAACCACUGUCAAAUAAAAUAUAUAUC